GUAGUCUAUGCGGGUUCAAAAUAUUAAAGUGCUAGUGAUUUAAGCAGUUACAGUAAAAGAUUAAGAAAAUCUGGUAGGUCCCCUACGUAUAAAUAAAAUUGACUUUUUCGGUUACCUUCAGUAUGUUAAGUGUUGUGAUACGGAACAAGAUGACAGCUGUGCUGGUAUUUGUUGAGCCGUCGCCUCUGCAGUAUUGAUAAGCAAACCCGGUCUGUAGGUGCCGAGAAAAUGUAAAUGCUGACCCUGCAGUAAAUCGUCGUUCAUAGUCGAUUGCGAGAAAAAAGACUAUUUUGGGAACAAUAUUAAUUAUAUUUCACAUUGAACAUAAUUAAUUUGAGGCACAAUUUAAAGAGGCAUAUGUUUAAAAAAAAAAAAACUAUAACAAUGUGUACAGUUCUUUUCUUUCUUAAAACAUUAUAUUAUAGGCUACGUACUUAUUCCUUUGCAAAACCCCCUACUCAAAACAAGCUCUGAAAUUCUUUGUACGGGUUCAGGAUUUUUUUUUCCUUCACAGAUUGCACGUGCGGUGUGUAAUGGCUGGUAGGCUGGGAGCUGUCGCUUGUCUAGUUUUAUGACUUUUAUAGCCUGCACGGGCGUUUAGCGCAUUCUUUUAAAGAACAACUGCCUUCACCCUCCUUUUUGCACUAGCAGUGAGCGAAUUAGAAAAAUUCGGCCCUCCUUUAUAUAACACAUAAUUAUAUUAGCAAUGGUAAUAGUGCAAUUCAUAAGAUCACGCAUUCAUAGACGUCUGUCUGAAAUAGAUAUAAAAUUACAGCAAAUAUUUUUUUCUGUGUGUUUUCUUUAUGUGUGUGUGCGUGUCCGUGUUUCAUUUACGUGUGUGUGCUCGUGUCUGUGUGUUUAUGUCUGUGUGUGUUUGAGAGAGAGAGACAAAGAGAGAAAGAGAGAAUAAUAUACGCAUUUAUUUACCUAUGCUUUAGUGUUAUCCAUGGGAUAAAAGGGAAAUAUCAGAGUCGACCAUUUAGAAUCGAUUCAUCAUUUUAAACUUGUAAAUAUAUAUUAAAUCAUAUACAACAAUGGGUAUGAAAUAUUAUCAUAGUAGGAUCAAAUCAAGUGAAAGCAGUCGAUUUUAUUAGUAUUUCAAUCGAGUUAUCCUGUUCAGUUACAAUAUUUGACUCCUGUUUGUUCCCCCGUUUGAAACAGAGAUCCAAUAAACACUGACACGGACACACACACUCACACGCACGCACGCGCGCACGCAUACAUACCGACAGACAAAAACACACAUGCACACCCACACAGACAUUGAACAAAUACUCUAUAACAAAGCUCAAAGCUGACAUAUUGCCAAAUUUAGAAUACAACACUGUCUGCUGACAAUGUUUAGGAGACGUAGGCCUAUAGGAAUAGAUACUGACUAGACGGAGAUGAUGGUAUCCUAUCCAUACUUCUAUUCUCUCUCUCUCUCUCUCUCUCUCUCUCUCUCUCUCUCUCUCAAAAAAUACAAUAAAUAAAAUAAAAGUAUGUUUGGAAAAUCUGUUGUCUUGGUAAAUAUUGUUGUCAGGUUUACAAUUUCCGGAAUAAAUUUGACUGUUCGUGCACUAGUCAAAGCAAUCUCAGGGUAAUAGAAGCCCAAUAAAUACAUGAAUCUGCAAGAAAACGAUAAUGAGUAGGUAACUGACUUUUCAUGAAAAGUCUCAGGUUAGGCUAUUGUCGAGUUUGGCUAUUUUUUAAAUUAAGGAUUAUAUCAAUUUAAUUGUUUCAUAUUAUAUCCGAAUGUUAGUCCCCAUCGAAUUUACACUUUUUAGGCAGUGAUCAAAUCAACCGUAUUGGUAACCAGGUUUCCAACAUAUUUCCGUGUGUUUUCCAAAUGCAUUGAUACUUUUCCGCAACGGUUUGGUGAAAAAAACUACUGAGGGUUUUUUUUUUUUCAUUUUCUCUUUAUACUCCCUCCUUUGGAUUGGAGGAAAAUGGUCAGCUGACACUGUCAUAUUGUCCGUCUUGGAGCGAAGCCUUAGCUAUAACAUUCGAGUGGUGCGUCUUCACUCUAGCCUAGAAAUAAAUAAUACAGAAAUCAUACAAAGCACUACAGUUGAGAGAGAGAGAGGGAGAGAGAGAGAUAGAGUAAAGAAAAAUAAACGAGAUACUGAACAAGAUAGCGGUGGAGAGAAACAGGCAGAAAUACAGAAAGAGAGAAGAGGGAGAUAUAAAGAGAAGGAGGGAGAGAGGGAGAAGGAAGGUAUGAAUUCGUAUUUCGCAAAUCCGUCGCUCUCCUGCCAUUUAGCUGGUGGUCAGGAAGUUUUGCCAAACGUCCCCCUCAAUUCGACCACUUAUGAUCCCGUCAGGCAUUUCUCAUCAUACGGGGCUGCCGUUGCUCAAAACCGGAUAUAUUCCUCACCAUUCUACUCGCCCCAAGACAACGUUGUAUUUGGGUCAAGCCGGGGACCAUACGAGUAUGGAUCCAACGUUUUCUUCCCAGAGAAAGACGUACUUCCCAGCUGCAGGCAAACUAGCGUUGGACUUAAUGGACAAAGCUCGCUGACUCAGGACUACAGCUCGGAUCAGGCCAGAACGGGACCGCAAGAACAGAAGGGAAACAUUCAGAUCUAUCCUUGGAUGCAGCGAAUGAACUCACACAGUGGAAUCGGGUACGGGUCAGAUAGACGGAGAGGCCGUCAGAUUUAUUCCCGUUACCAAACUCUGGAACUGGAGAAGGAAUUCCACUUCAAUCGCUACUUGACCAGACGCAGGCGUAUUGAAAUCGCCAAUGCGCUCUGUCUCACGGAACGCCAAAUAAAAAUCUGGUUCCAAAACCGUCGCAUGAAAUGGAAAAAAGAAAGCAAUUUAACUUCCUCUGUGACUGGGACUGAGUCGGAAGGGGUGUCUCAGGGUGCCGAAAAAGAAGGGAUCGAAGAGGAGACAGACGAGGAGAAAAAGAAGGACUGAAGGAUCCAGUUCUUAUUCUUUGCUUAACUGUAACUGAACUACCUAACUCAAUUAUGGAAUAAUGAUCACAAAUUAUACUGCAUGAACACAAGAACUUACCCCCGCCCCCCAAAUAAAGACAUAAAACACAAGCAAGCACACACACACACACACACACAGAUUAUUUGUCUCUCACCCUAACGCGUGUACAAACAUAUGUACUCGCUGCGUUAUAUACAACUCAGAUACAAUGUGAAAAUCAUGAUCUUUUUAUCGCUUUUUACUUUAGGUUCACAGUGUGAACAACAGCUGACUACUUUUGUUUCUCCUCUGUGUGCAAACUCGCGUGUGGUGAGGUAAAUAGGCCGAUGGCUUGUUCUAUUAUGUCUCCAUUUUACGACAAACGCACUGUAGCUCUGUUAAGAUAAAUGUAAAUAAAUGGCACUUGUACCUGCCAAUAUGUCUGUCCGUUUGCCUGGACUCAGCUGUGUGUAAAUGCACACUCAUGUCCAUUCCACGUGUGAAUGAUACUGCGAUAAAUCUGUUCGUGUGCAUUUUUUGUAUUAUGUUUCCCUAUAUUGCUAUAUAAAGGCUUGUAGCUAGUAGCAAAUUUUGAAAAGGUUGUCACGGGAGGAUCCAUGCUACCUGAAUUGUUUAUAUGUCUGUAUAUAUCACAUUUCCCGUGAGAGCUUUCGUGUGCACUCCUCCGCUAGGUGCUUAUGUAUACUAGCAGCACUGUGUCCAGCUAAAUAUGUUGUAACGUAAAUGAAAAAGGAACGAAUGAAAAGGAAGCUAAUAUACGUCACAUUUUCUGCACUGUAUGAAAAUUCAAGUCCAAUCACUCCUGUUCAAUAUUUAAUAAACAUAUUUUUAAAAGUUC
Molecule: messenger RNA, 3763 nt
Organism: Anguilla anguilla (European eel)
Lineage: Eukaryota; Metazoa; Chordata; Actinopteri; Anguilliformes; Anguillidae
Gene: hoxc6a
Product: homeobox C6a
Exons: 2
Coding region: 2200-2904 (234 amino acids)
Biological process (GO): anterior/posterior pattern specification; regulation of transcription by RNA polymerase II
Cellular component (GO): nucleus
Molecular function (GO): DNA-binding transcription factor activity, RNA polymerase II-specific; RNA polymerase II cis-regulatory region sequence-specific DNA binding
Source: RefSeq, a predicted model, not a curated record